Molecule: messenger RNA, 1560 nt
Organism: Aspergillus tubingensis
Lineage: Eukaryota; Fungi; Ascomycota; Eurotiomycetes; Eurotiales; Aspergillaceae
Product: F-box protein
Exons: 1
Coding region: 1-1560 (519 amino acids)
Molecular function (GO): protein binding
Source: RefSeq, a predicted model, not a curated record
AUGCUUGCUCAAAUCCCGAGCGAGAUUUUGCUUCAUAUUAUACCUUUCUUUACCCCACCUGACUACACUCGAUUGGUUCUUGUAUGUAAGGCAUGGUACACUGCGUUUAUUCCCCAUUUAUAUCACCACGUCUCGCUCCCUCUCAAUGAAUACGACCAUCUGGGUUCUGCGUACGGAAUCAUGCCCGAAUCACUUCUUCCUGUCCGUCGAUUCACUCAAGUGAUGAUAACAAACCCUUCACUUGCUCCAUUGAUUCGAUCUUUGGAGCUUUAUCCUAGCGACUGUAAGGAGGGGAAAUGGGAACAACUACCCCCCUUGGAGAUUUUGGCCGAAGAAAAAUAUCGCCACUUCAUGUUACCAUAUGGACAGUCUAAACGCAAACAUCGCCGCAAGUUCUUUUCUUGGCGCAGAGACCUCAAGCAAUCUUCUGAGCGCACGGAUUUUCAUCGGGCGCUCCACCAUUUUGAAGAUGCCUGGCUAGCGCUGUUGCUAGUCCAGCUUGUGAAUCUUGAGAAGCUUGGGGUUGCCCUUCCGGAAGAGGUAUGGAUAGGAGGUUAUGAGGACGGACCGUUCCCCCCUAGGCAUUCACCUCACUUUGAGCGGGUUAUAGAGUGGGCCAGCAAUCCUGAGUUAGGAAUCUUGACUAAGCUCAGGCAUAUCUCACUUACAAACGGACCUUGUAUCUGGGAAUCUGAGUUAUCAGUGGAUGCGGUUCCCCUGACUCGAUUACUGCCCUUUCUUCGAAUUCCUUCUUUGCGCAAGCUAUACGUCUCAAACCCUUGUGACCGAUCUCAACUUAGCAUGCCAAAGGAUCUCUCCACCGUACAACUCACCCAUCUGGAUUUCGAAUGCCCUGGAACUGCAUUGCCAAGCCUCCCUUGCCUUCUCAAAAGAUGCUCAACGCUCGAGUCAUUUACACUGCAACAACAGGGCUGGCAUGAAUAUGAAAGUCAGUACUGGCAAGACCUACGUCAGUUAUACCACUCUCUGCAGAGCUCUCGUUUUUCGCUCCGCCAUUUGAGUUUGACCUUCAGUGAUUGGAACGUCCGGCAAGAUGCAAAGACCCCCCCACCGGUUUUUUUUGGAUCUCUCUCGAACUUCCUUCGGUUAGAGACCGUUUGUAUGCGGUGGGGUAAUCUCUUGCGAUUUACUGAAGAUGGAAGCAUGAAGCCGGUACCGCCACUCUGGCAAGUUCUUCCACGCUCGCUCAGUCAUCUGUUCAUUGACCAUUGCCUCCUUCAGUGCUCAUCCGCACUGUACACCGAACUGAAAAGUCUGAUAACGCACUGCCCUACGGAUGUACCCUGCUUGGAAAAGCUGUAUCUCCGAUUUGCGUCAAGAGAGCAAGACCCGUCAACUUCUGCAGACGGCUUACGCGCGAAAAUACUGCCACCAGACCCUACUACUCGUGACAAACUCCUUGCGUUGGAGCCGGAUUUUGAGGUGUUGAAUGUAGAUUUCCGAAUAUUUCAAGGAGAUGACAUAGUACCCUUUGGCCAAGAAUUUUACAUUAGGAAAAAGUGGCCAUGUGGGUACCUCGGGCAGUUAAGCGGUCUAUGA